UGAGGCAAAAUUAUCUAUAUAGGUAGGUAUUUUAUAAGGUCACAACGACUUAUUGAAAAUGCGUAAAGAUGCUCAAUUUGGCGGUGUUUUAGAUAAGAUAGGAGUCAAUUUGCGUCAAUGAGAUUAAAUUUUGAAAAGAGUUCUAAUCGGCAAUAUUUAUUUGGUAAUGUAAGAUCUUAACAAUAUGUUGUUUAAGAUUUUCAAAGUUGAUGAAUCGUCGAAAAGUAGUGCCUUUAGGGUAUCUAUAUUUAAUUUGGGGUUAACAGUGUUAUUAACAGCAACAUUAAUCGGUUUUGCUAUUAGCGUUUUCUAUUAUUAUGGUGGAAUCGAAGCAACACAUGUGAGCAGAUUAAUUUUUGUUGAAGUCGCAUUAAAUUGCUUAUUUUUUCCAUUUGGCAUUUUACUAAUAAUCGGAGUAAAAAAAGACAAAUACAAAUGGAUUAGUAUUUGGAUCAAGGCUAAAGUAGUUCAAGCUUCUUACAUCUUUUUACUAAAUUUUGUUAUGCAAUUGUAUAUUACUGUAUCGCUAAAUGUUGGUGAUGGUUUAAUUGUAUUGGUUUAUACUCUAGUAAUUGAAGCAUUUUACAUGGAAAACAUUGUUUAUAUGAAUAACUAUCAACGGAAUAGACAACCCAAAGAUGAGGAUAUUCCAGUUCCUAAUCAAGUCGUUAAAGAAUUUGUGAUCAAAGUUUAAAAUAUUGCAAAUAUGAAGAAUGCCAAUAUAAGAAGACUACUAAUUGUUAUUUAAAAAAAUGAGUAAAUUGCAAGAUUUUAUAAGGUGAUUGGUUUCGAUAAUUUUAAUGUAUUGUAGCAAUUUUAUGAAAGUAAUCUCAUUUUUUAUAUUAAAUCUUAUUAUAUUUUUCA
Molecule: messenger RNA, 864 nt
Organism: Tribolium madens (black flour beetle)
Lineage: Eukaryota; Metazoa; Arthropoda; Insecta; Coleoptera; Tenebrionidae
Exons: 5
Coding region: 185-694 (169 amino acids)
Source: RefSeq, a predicted model, not a curated record